GCAGAGAGACUUCCCAUCUCAGCCGUGCACUUUCUGCUCUCCAUGUCCCUGCGCUCAGUGUCUCUGCAGCGCUGCCAUGGACUCAGACACCACUCUCACUGAUAAACAACUUUCAGUGUGUUUCUAAUGUUUCUAAUGUUCGCAGUCAGGACGGCUCAGGGACGAAGCAGGGGGGACAGAGAGGAGAGUAUUAGCAGCUCGGCUGGAAAGUUACGAGGACUUCUGUGAAGCACCGGGACGGAUCCAACCAGCCCGACACCAGCUCUGUUUUUGGGAUCCCGGUUGGGGGUCGGUCACCUGCUGGCUUAGUCACAUCACCAUGGAAACGGUCAUCAGCAGCCCUGAAACGCAAAACCAGUCGACAGUGUUCAUCGCAAUCUUCAACUCAAGCUGUCGCUUUGAUGAGGAGUUCAAAUACAUCCUGCUGCCUGUGUCCUACAGUGUGGUGUUCGUGUUUGGCUUCAUGCUCAACGCUACCGCUUUGUGGUUGUUCCUGAAGAUGCGUCCGUGGAACCCCAGCACGGUGUUCAUGUUCCACCUCGCACUGUCCGACUUCCUGUACGUCCUCUCCCUGCCCACCCUCAUCUAUUACUACGCCAACCGCAGUCACUGGCCCUUUGGAGUGGCUGCCUGCAAAAUAGUGCGCUUCCUCUUCUACGCCAACCUCUACUGCAGCAUCCUCUUACUCACCUGCAUCAGCGUGCACCGCUACCUGGGCAUCUGCCAUCCAAUCAAGGCGCUGACCUUGGUGAAGUCCCGCCAUGCCCACCUGGUGUGCGGCAUGGUGUGGGCUGUGGUGAGCGUGUGCCUGGUGCCUAACCUCAUCUUCGUCACCACCUCCAGGAGGGACAAUGACACCCUGUGCCAUGACACAACCAGCCAGGAGUUCUUCGAGGAGUACGUGGACUACAGCUCUGUCGUCAUGGUGCUCCUAUUCGGCGUCCCGUUCCUGGUUAUCGUGGUGUGUUACUGCUUGAUGGCGCGGGCACUGUGCCGGCCAAGACGGGGAUUAUCUGCCAGCAAGCAGAGCGCCGCCUCACAUCAGAAGUCCAUCAAGCUCAUCAUCGUGGUGUUGGUGGUGUUUGCAGUGAGCUUCGUCCCGUUUCACAUCACGCGGACGCUUUACUACACGUCCCGUGUGUUAAAUCUUCACUGUGAGUUCCUCAACAUUGUCAACUUUACUUACAAGAUCACGAGGCCGCUGGCGAGCAUCAACAGCUGUAUUGACCCAAUUCUGUAUUUCCUGGCCGGGGAUCACUACCGGUCCAAGAUGAUGUCUGUACUGACAGGAAACAGACAGAUGACAAGCAGUCAAAUACCUGAGCAGCCACAAACACAGCCGAACAAUAAACAAGGCAUCGCUCUGCACUAUAAGAACCCAGCCCUUAAUGCCAGUGGAGAUUUGGAGAGAUAGUGGGAAAAUGUAAAGUAUUAAACAUGUAUUAAAUAUUAUGUAUUAAGUAUUCCUGUUAUUGCACUGAGAGGUUUGGAAGAGAAGCAGUUUACUGUAACAUUAACUUACAGUAUUUACCUUCACUCCAUCUAACUUCUGUAAUAAUGACUGUGUUUAACAGACUGUGUUUCAGCUCCCCUCACUUUCUUGAGGUUAUUAUGUUUGUAAAAUGAAGUUAAGUCAGUAAAAAAUAAUCUGUACCCUUUCCUCAGCAUACAGUCUCCUACCACAAAUGGAUUAUUACACCAAACUCAAGUUAUGAUUGACAGUGUUUGUGCUGCUGUACACUGUUCCUCUUUGUGGGGAAAGAUGUUGCGCAUGCAGAAGAAAAGUUUUACUAUGAAAUUACAGGAAGAGAAACUGAAACAUUUCGUUAUGAGAGUUUGACACCAGUGGUCACAGGUGAACUAAAGAGAAGUUCAUCCCAUAAUCAAAAAUACAUAUUUUUCCUCUUACUUGUAGUGCUGUUUAUCAGUGCAGUUUGUUUUGCUGUGAGUUGCAGAGUGUUGGAGAUAAGGGACAUAGACAUGUCUGCCUUCUCUCUAAUAUAAUGGAAGUAGCAGCUAGUUCUCAUUCCUAGGGCAUCAAAUGUGACAUCCAUACUGAAAGCAGCCUUCGGCAUUAAUAUGAGAUGCAGCGGCCAGUGUAAACCCAUCCAUGGCAAUAGUUAAGAGCAACUGAUGUAGUAUAAACAGUGAUCCCAUGGUCAUGGAAAACCUGGACAAGUCAUGAUUUUGUGAAGUUUAUUGUUACAGUAAUCAUCUGGGGAUAACCUCUCGCAUAAUGUAACAUAAUGACUUUUAUUUUGCGCAAGUUAGCCGUUGACAUAACGUAGCUCUAAUAUGCGUCAGCUUAGGGCUGCAUGAUAUAUCCUUACAGCAUUGACAUUGGAUGUGCAAUGUCAAGUGACCAAAGUAACCCAAAAAACUUACACAGUUCUCAUUUUCCAUGGCUUACACCAGUCAAACCCUCUGCUAUAAGUUGUUACAUGUACUGUAUGUGUGACAGUAUAAGUGUAUGUAUAACGGCGGCCUUUGUUAUGGGAAGCGACGCUCUUCUGCAUGCUUGUGUGUAGAAAAGUACCAUAACCAACCUGGCAAGUGCAGCAGACACAGUGAGGUACAUGUUUUUUUGAAAUACAAAUUUCAAUAUGGGUCUUUGAAAAGUCAUGAAAAGGUUUUGAAAUUGUGUCCAUGAAAAUGUGUGGGAACCCUGUAUAAAGACUGAUAAAGUCCAGGCAGGGUGGAGGGUGAAGGGGAGGUGGAUGGCUCAAACAAAACCGGACCCUCACCCGGGGCAACCAGA
Epinephelus moara (kelp grouper) is the source of this 2758-nucleotide messenger RNA. It is a transcript of the gene p2ry4, whose product is annotated as pyrimidinergic receptor P2Y4. The record is from RefSeq and is a predicted model, not a curated record. Gene Ontology annotation, cellular component: plasma membrane. Gene Ontology annotation, biological process: G protein-coupled receptor signaling pathway; transepithelial chloride transport. The transcript has 2 exons. Bases 320 to 1414 code for a protein of 364 amino acids. Gene Ontology annotation, molecular function: G protein-coupled UTP receptor activity; G protein-coupled purinergic nucleotide receptor activity. Lineage: Eukaryota; Metazoa; Chordata; Actinopteri; Perciformes; Serranidae.